CGAUAGGCCAUUGACAGAUGUUUGUGUUGGUCAACUACCUUAGCAGUUUCCUGGGCUAUUCAUAUGACGACUAUAUAAACUCGUAAACUUUCAUUCUCUUGAUUCUUUCUUGUUUCUAUUUUUCUUGUUGAAUCACGAUUUAUGCUCCAAAGUUUGACUCAUCUAGGAGAUUCUUAGUUCAAGUUGAAUCCUUCUAGGUCGCCACAUAAGACUCACCGAAACAAGAGUUCUAUUAUUAACCGCCUCCGUCAUUGCUUCGCAUCUUAUUAUAUAAGAAAUAGUCCUCCUCCAUACGAACACAACUCUAUUACUCUUAGUCAAGUACUCUCAGAGACAACCUCUUUACAUAUACUAUAUCACACAACCUACAGUCUUUACAACAAAUCAACAAACAACUCCAUCAUGACUGCUGACAGCACCAUCCCAUCACAGGCAGCCGCCGUUGCCUCACAGAACGGCCAUCCUCGAACCAAGAUUUGCGUCUACUGUGGUGCUGCUCCUGGCGCGAGUCCUGCUCACAUUGAAGCUGCUCGUGCUCUUGGAAGAGCCAUGGCUGAGAACAAUAUUGACCUAGUUUAUGGAGGAGGAACUGUCGGACUUAUGGGCGAGGUGGCAAAGAGCCUCUGCGCAAUCAAUGGCCCUGAGUCUGUUCAUGGUAUCAUUCCCGAGGCUCUGGUCAAGUUUGAACGAGAUGGCACCUACGGAACUGUCAACGAACAUAACCACAUUGUGCCCGAGGAGUCUGUCUAUGGUCGCACGACAGUUGUCAAGGAUAUGCAUACUCGAAAGAAGCUUAUGGCCGAGGAGGUUUUUGCUGGUGGUCCCGGCAGUGGUUUCAUCGGCUUGAGUGGCGGAUUUGGUACCAUGGAGGAAAUCUUUGAGACAACUACCUGGAACCAAUUGGGAAUCCACAACCGCGGCAUUGUUCUGCUCAACAUCGAGGGCUAUUGGGACGGUAUUGUCCAGUGGAUGGACCGCGCCUCUGAGGAGGGUUUUGUAAAGCCUGCCAACAAGAACAUCCUGGUCAACGCCGAUACUCCUGAAGGCGCAAUCAAGGCUCUUCGCGAAUACAAGGUUUCAGAUGCCAUCUAUCAGCUUCAAUGGGGCAGCCAGUAAGUGAUUAUUAGUCUGAGGCGCUGGAUCUGGAUCCGGGGUUGAAUUUGGAAAUCGGAACCAAAUAGGUGUUUUAACGGUUUUAACGGGUAUUUCUUAGUUUCCGCAUUUCUAGGAUAGGAUAGACUGGCGCUCCAUAAAUAGACGGACUGAUGACCCAAGCCACCU
This is a messenger RNA of Fusarium verticillioides 7600, 1281 nucleotides long. RefSeq lists its product as hypothetical. The record is from RefSeq and is a predicted model, not a curated record. The transcript has 2 exons. The coding region runs from base 403 to 1116 and encodes 237 amino acids. NCBI's taxonomy places the organism in Eukaryota, Fungi, Ascomycota, Sordariomycetes, Hypocreales, Nectriaceae. Gene Ontology annotation, cellular component: cytosol. Gene Ontology annotation, molecular function: hydrolase activity, hydrolyzing N-glycosyl compounds. Gene Ontology annotation, biological process: cytokinin biosynthetic process.